This is a messenger RNA of Parasteatoda tepidariorum (common house spider), 4239 nucleotides long. RefSeq names its product thioredoxin domain-containing protein 11. Lineage: Eukaryota; Metazoa; Arthropoda; Arachnida; Araneae; Theridiidae. The record is from RefSeq and is a predicted model, not a curated record.
GUAUUCGAGUAUCCAGUGUCCGGUGUCAAGUUGGCGGUAUCGUAUGAAAUCCGAAACUUGAUUUAAAGCUUUGUUGAACUUGCAACAUAUACUGUUAUCUGAUUUUUAUAAUUUCUUAUUAAUGAUCAAAAAAAUUAUUCAUAUUUAUAUUGCUAUUAUUUUUCUUAUAAUGACGUCAUCAUGGCGUCUAAUGAUACGGUGAAAGACGAAGAUGAUAUCAAAAUACAAGAGACACGUGCAGAGACACCACCGCCAAUAGGAGGAUAUCUUCAAGUUAUGAAUUCUUAUGGUCGCGAAAUAUUUUUCGUGAUUGCAAUCGUGUUUACUGGUAUAGCAGCUCUUCAAAAUAGUCCCUUGAAAACAAAAAAAGCAAAUCCUCCUAAAAUAUUUUUUGAGCCUCCAUCUUUAGUCACAGAUUUUUACACUGGUAAUUUUAAAAAUUUAUAUGCUCUUAUUUCGGAAAAAGAUGUUUCCCUUAUCAUAUAUUAUGCACCAUGGGAUGCAACAUCCAUGCAAGCCAAAGAAGAAGUUGAAACUGUUGCCAGAUUUUAUCACAAUGAGGUAUUUUUUGCUGCAAUAAACUGUUGGUGGCCUGAAGGGGAGUGCAGAAAAAAAUUUACAAUACAUUCUUAUCCCAUAGUAUUAGUAAAUGUACAUGAAUUUGGGCUUAUUCGGUAUGAGGGACCAGUUAUAUCUACUUACAUUAUAUCUUUUUUAGACUAUGUCUUAUCUCCUCUUGUGCCUUUGCAUCAUUAUGGAGAAUUACUUGACCUCCUCACCAAACACGAGGGUGUCCUUGUUGCUUAUCUAGAAUUUAAGGAUGGCUCUUAUCCUGAUGGCUAUAAGCAAUUUUACUAUGCUUCAUUGAAUUCAUUAACCGCAGACCCCUAUAGAAGGAUCUGUUUUGCUGUGGUAACAAAUAGACGUGAUGCUACAAACUUAAAGUUGAAAUCAGUUCUUCAGCUUUUUCUAUGGAAUUCAACAGAAAUAUAUAAUGAAACUUCAAUAGAACAUGCAGAAGUUAUUAAGUGGGCCUACUCCAAGUUGCAACUGGUAACUCAGUGGGUGUCGCCACCUGGGGCUAAAAGUACAGCAUUAUCUGAGAAAAUAGAAAAAAAUCCAACUGUAAUUUUGUUCACUCCUCGUAACUUGUUGCUAGAUCAUUCGCCCUAUUACAAUCUUUUUAAGGAAGUUGCUCUUGACUACAGUAACUGUGAAAAAACAGGUUUCAUUGAAUCUCUAGUUCAUCGCAUGGUUUUGCAGAGGCAUAUUAUGCAAGAAGAGUUUUCAAAAUCACUUAAAAAGUGCCAUAAAAAUGACACCAAAACACAUCCCAACAUAUGCAGUCGACGUCCUGACCUCUGUGACCUGACCUGCUGCCAAAAUGCAAACUUUAAUCUGAAAUUUAACACUUCCUGCUCAUGUAGGGUCUGCUUACACCAUGUCGUCAAGAACGUAGAAGAAAUGAAGCUUUCCGAAUGUGAAAACACCUUACACCUGAUUCUAAAGAAGUUCAACAUCAAAGAACUUGGUAAAUUCAAGCAGUGCCGGGACAUGGAAGUUUCCUUUCCUGUUAAAUUCGGUCAGUAUAAGCAACUGAGCUUUCACUGUGAGGAUGGCUCUAAGGAUUCUGUUAAGCUUUCUAGAAAGCAAAUAACAGAAAAAGAAAUAGCUGAAUUAAAAGAUGACUUAAUUCUAACAAUGAUUCAGAACAAUGAGAAAAGGUUGUGCCAUCGCUUGAGAUAUGCCUUAAACUACUCUGAGCUUAAUUUUCCUAAUUUUCCAGCAUCUUCUGAUCGCAGCUCUUGGCUUAGCAAUUUCACAGGCCUCGGUUGCCGUACUAACCGAUCUUUAACUUUCAUUGCUAUGGACACUGUGCUUUUUCACAGCUUUGCAGAAAAUUUGGGAAUUGAUGUGUCAAAUAAUUUGCACCAGACAACUGCUGUGAUAAUUGAAUCAGCGCAAGAAUCUCAAUUUGUUUUAAAUGGAUUAGUUAAUAAGAAAACAUUAGUGGAAUUUAUUAGAAACUACACAGACGGAAGCUUAAGCCGUGACCUUAGAAUGCCAAUUCGAAAAUUGAAAGAUUGCAAGAAAGAUGAUAAUUCCAAUGUUUGUGUAGAUGAGGUGACAACUGCAACUUUCUUUGAUAUAGUAUUUGAUCAACAAGAUGUUAUUCUUUACUACUAUGCUUCUUGGUGUGGUGCUUGUAAAUCAAUAUCUCACAUCUACCUACGUGUUGCUGACUACUUUUCAAAUGUGGAGGGCAUAAAAUUUGUUCGGAUAAAUGGUGAAGAAAAUGAUUUACCCUGGGAGUAUACAGUUGAAAAAUAUCCCACAAUAAUAUUUUUUCCUGCUAAAAGAAAAGCUGAUAGUGUCGAGUUUCCAGCACACAUGGAAAUCACUCUUACCAACCUCUUGCAUUUUGUCCUCAUACACUCCCAACCUAAAGUACGCUGGCUAGUGUCCAUGGAGAUGUGCAAUCGGGAUUGUGUUGCUCACAACCUCAUAAUGUCUGCAAAAGAGCAAAGACGAUUAUACAGGGAGCUCAAAAUUCUUACCAAUGACCUGCAUUUCGCUCAAAAGGUCAUCCAUGAACUCCAGCCGGGGAGAAGUGCAAAAAUUAGUAAAGAUGGCAAAAAGCCAAAUAUAAAUUACUUAAAGACAGUUUAUAUAUCUAGUGUGAUAGAGCGCAUUCAUAAGAAGAGAUUGCAGAUAUGGAAAGCUCAAGAACUGCAGAUGGUUUUAAGAAAGAAAAGAGACAUUUAUCUUCGUGAUGCAAAAGACUCUGAUAGCAAUAAUGUAGAGAAAGGAACAAAGCAUAAAAAAUCGAAGGCUAAACAAAAGAAAGCUAAAGAUGAGUUAUGAUGUAAUAAAUUAACUAGGUUUUAAUAUUAAUUAUUUUUAGUGAAUUUAGUGCACUAGCCUUUUUGAGUUUUUUUUUUUACCUUUUAAGGAGAUAUACACACCCUGACACAAAAAGUUAGAUAUUUUUAUAAAAUUUAAAAAAAGUAUGCUUUUUGAAAAAUUGUGCACAAAUACUGUUAAGCCAUGAACAUGCGCCAGAAGAACGCUGGUGACACAAAAUGUCUUAAUAUAUUGCAAAUUAACGUACCACCAGAAAAAAAAAUUCUAAAAACCCAGCCUUGUACUUGAAAUCUCCCCAUUAAUCACUGGAGCCUUAUAUUCUUGACCCUUCUCAGGGGUCACUGUCCUCCAUCUUUUUGUAUUGGAAACUUGGUAACUGAUUUGCACUUCAUCUAGUGGUGCCUUAGUGGUUCAGAAUGUAAUGUUGUAUUGUUCCGGUCAGUUUCAAAUCUAUAAAAGUCUAUGGGUAAUUGGAGAAUGAGGUGUUUACUAUGACCCUCUCGUCACGAGAAUAAGAAUGAAUCUGAGACUGUUGCCAAUUGCCUUUAGUGUAAUUCUAGUGCAAUAGUAAUGACAAAGCAAAUCUAGUUUCAAACGUUUCCUUUAUUAGGGAUGAUACUUUUGCAAGCGCAAUUGACAUGUGUCGAAUAAUUUUUGAUGAAAAGGUGCCUUUCCAUAGCUGUAAAUGCAUUUACAUAUUUUAUUAUUCAAUGAAAAUUUUCCAAGCUGUAUUUUGAGCUAGCUUUUCCCAUGGUGACUAUUUCAACCCAUUCCUCAUUCAUCUCAUAAUGUUUUUUUAUUCUAAACUAUCAAAUGUUCUUCUUGAUAGUCGUUUUUAGGAAUAUGAAUCAUAUAUAUGAACCCUGUUUUCAGAUAUAUGUAUCCUGAUACUCUGUAUAAAAAGAGUAAAAAAAAAUUAUAAAUAGAUUUAAAAAAAUAAUAAGGGUAAAAAUAUAUAUUUGCUCCUUUUUUUUCAGUUACAAUAUGGAUCUGCAUUAAUUAUAAUGAAAAUAAAAACUAAAUAAUUGAAAAAUUGUGUCAUAAAGUUUUUUUCAAAAUUUCAUCCCAUGACAGCUAGAUAUCAAUACUGAGAGAACUCUACUAAAAUUCUUUAUCAUUUUUAAUUUCCAUUUUAAGUACUAUUCUGUUCUCUUAAAGCAAAUAAAUAUAUUAUUUUUCAUAAUAAUUUUUUUUUUUUGGAAUUCUUAUUUCUCUUACAAACUGCUGAUAAAAAAUAUAAAUUCACAAAACGCAACUUAAUUUAGUUUACCAGGUGUGUAUAACUCCUUGAGUUUGUAAGGAUGCUUAUAUCAAUUGUCGUUUCAAAGUAUUCAAAAACUGAUGUAUUAUGGAGAAUAAAGAAACAAAGUGAUA